Scophthalmus maximus (turbot) is the source of this 1289-nucleotide messenger RNA. RefSeq names its product proteasome (prosome, macropain) assembly chaperone 3 (gene psmg3). NCBI's taxonomy places the organism in Eukaryota, Metazoa, Chordata, Actinopteri, Pleuronectiformes, Scophthalmidae. Gene Ontology annotation, biological process: proteasome assembly. The coding region runs from base 167 to 538 and encodes 123 amino acids. The record is from RefSeq and is a predicted model, not a curated record. The transcript is spliced from 4 exons.
CAGAAUACGUCAUCACGCAGAGGACGCCGUGCGCACGCUCCGUAAAACGAGGCACGUUUGUUUCGGUUUGUUUUCCCGGUGGGUUGUUGAAUGACACAGACUCGCUGAAGUUACUGGAGGUGUGGUAGCAACACGUUUACAGAAGAAGACACGAGGGAUUACCAGAAUGUCUUCUCCUGAGCCCAUCAUCAGGUCGAGGCAGACAGAGACAGACGUCAACGGAGUCUCGACACAGGUCGUCUGUUCCGACUUCAGCAAUUACAUAUUCAUAGUUCUCACUCAGUACGGGAAAAUCGGCACGUUGGUAUCCGUCACACCCGACUCCAGAUCGAAUGAUAUCAGCACCCCGUCGCUCUCCACCAAGGUGCUGCUUGGCAAAGAAGAGCCACUGACGCACGUCUUUGCCAAAAACCUGGCCACGUUUGUGUCGCAGGAAGCCGGCAACAGGCCCGUCUUACUGGGACUGGCGCUGAAGGAUUUUUCCAUAGAUUCAAUAAAACAAAUGAAAGAGCUCAUCAAAAGCUGUCAAGUCUGGUAGGAAGUCAACUGAAUGGACACGCAAGCCUUCUGGAUGCCACCAAUGUCCCUUUUUUUUCUUUUUUGUGCCUUUUUAAACUUAAAGGUUUUAUACCAUCCCACUCUUUCAUAAAAUAAAGGAAACCCCUGUGAGCCUUGUGCCCCAAGGCGGAAAUGUAUAAGUCUGAUUUCCUUUGCUCUAAUCCUUUUGAUGUUGAGAUAGGAAGGAAAAUCUCAGAGGAAACACAAUUUAGAGUGGAUCUGGUUUUAAGCGUGUUUUCUGCACGCUACUGUGCUCUUAAAAACUGAAAAUUGUGCAGUGACUAAGUUAUGAUUUGGAAAAGGGUGGCCAAUAGUUCCAUUGUCCAUUUCUUCUGUCUUUGAAACGAAUGCGACUCAAUCAUCUCGGCCCCAGUGAAGGAUUGUUUUAGGCUUUUGCACCGGGUAAACAUUUUAAGUAUCACAAAUAUCCCCAUCAACCUGGGAAAUUGGGCCGGGCCUUUUUCUAAUCAGGCUGAGGUCUUUGCCUCAUCUAUCAGCUGGAGCUGUAUUAAACAGGCUACAAUGCAGUUAAGCAGUCAUUUAGAUUUCGUCAGCACAUUUCAAAGCAGCACACUCUGCUAGAAGUGUUUCACUGCAGAUCAUGGGAACAGGCAGCAUUACAGGUCAUCAGUAUCCUACACAUCCGCGUUUUCAGACACAUUGUAAUGAUCCUCAUAACUUUGUAUUUUUUAUGUAAUAAAAUUAAAUCAAUGUCACAUUUAGAAAUGUUG